UUGCACGCAAUUGGUAAUUUAAGAAAUGGCUUCUCAUCGUUCAGCUUUUAAGGAAUUAAAUCAAAUGCCGGCUAAACUUAAAGAAGAUGUAGAGUGUUGGCAUCACUUAAUAACAAAUGGCAACAAACAGUUGACAAGUUACGCCAAAACCUAUAGCUUUAUUUUAAUGCAUCAAAAUGAAUUGAACUGCGGCGACAGGAAGACAACGCGUCGCACACAAGAGAGUAUAGAUCACCUAUCGGUGCGCCUGAAUAAAAACAUUUUCGUACUAAAGCAUAUACUGGAAGCACUGCGUCUAACCCGGGAUCGCAUCGAGUACAUGUGGCAACGUGUGCGCAUAUGGAACGAUGAUGCGCACUUGAAAAAUCAUCGCAUUACGCAGAAGCUCAACACAAGCAAACUGCACAACUUGUUGUUGUUUUUGCACAAGCGCUACGAAUAUGAGUGGGAGGUAAAGGAGAUGGUUGUGCUGGGCCUUGAUGAUGACAACGUCGAGUACGAUGUGGAAAUAUUGUUGGCAGCUUGGAAGACAAAUCGUCAUGCGGGAGGCUUUGAAUUCAAUGCAAAGCUCAAGGAAUUCUAUUCCAGCAUUGGUCAGCGUCGCCCCAAAUUUUUAAAGUAAAGUAAAACUAAGCU
Drosophila albomicans is the source of this 636-nucleotide messenger RNA. RefSeq lists its product as uncharacterized. The record is from RefSeq and is a predicted model, not a curated record. The transcript has 2 exons. NCBI's taxonomy places the organism in Eukaryota, Metazoa, Arthropoda, Insecta, Diptera, Drosophilidae. The coding region runs from base 26 to 622 and encodes 198 amino acids.